Molecule: messenger RNA, 1777 nt
Organism: Olea europaea var. sylvestris
Lineage: Eukaryota; Viridiplantae; Streptophyta; Magnoliopsida; Lamiales; Oleaceae
Exons: 5
Coding region: 62-760 (232 amino acids)
Source: RefSeq, a predicted model, not a curated record
AAAACAUGUGAUUGGAGAGGGAAGAUGCCUUAAAACUUUAACAGGGCUAAACAGUAAGUUCAUGAAAACACAAAGUUUUGGCAUACUUCCUGCAACACCCUUCUCGUAUUACAAUCAGCCGUUUCAUUCCUUCCGGUCGUCGUCGUCUCAUUCGCCUUAUCUUUCUCUCUUUGAGAAAAAGAGACAAAAGCAAAUGAUUAAAAGUCGAUUUUACAGGCUUGAACAUGGUGACAGAGAUGCUUCUUCUGAUGAUUAUUCAUCUUCUUCUGUCUCCAAAGUGGAGGCAGAUGAAACAGAAGAUGAAGAAGAAAAUGAGGUUGCAGAAGUGAGAAAGGACAACGAAGCUUCCUCUUCUUCUGGUUAUGAACGGGAGGGUAGUUCAGUAAAUGAAAAUCUUGAUUCAUUAGUGAUGAGGAUAAUACAACUCGAAAUCACGCAAAUCAUCACUGAAAGUCAUCCAAAUGGCGAAGGCAAUUCUGAACCUGUCAAUAACGAGCAUGGUAAUAAAAAGGAUGAAAUCCCAUUGGAUGCAGCAGACUGUAUCUUAAAAUUGAAAUCAGUUUUCAAGUGCAGGCUGUGCCCUAGGAUCGUAUGCUUGUCAGAGGAAACUCUCAAGGCGCAUCUCACCUCCAAGGCGAGUAUUCACUUGGUGUGCAUUUUGUUUUUAAUGCAAUAUCUGAUAAUAUUUAUCAUGCAUCUCCCUUACGAAUUAUGUAUAUAUGGAGAUUGCUGGAGGAUACAUACUUCUGCCCAUGAUUGACUAACAAGAAAAAAAAUUGAAUGGCUAAAACUCACUUUCCGUGCUUUUUAUCCAAAAUAAUCCUUUUGUUUAUUUGAAUAUGUCUUUGUGAUUUCAUUUCUUUUUCAACAUAUUUUAGGAGUUUUGCGAAUUAAGAUUCCCAACUUUUGUUGUGUCUACUAUAUUACAUCCACAGUGCAUAGUCGUAAAUAAGCAACAAUAAUCAUGUUCCCCUUUUUCAUUCUCAUUAAGACAAUGAACCAAUAUUUGAAUAUCGCGCUUUAAUCGUUUUAAACUUACAUCUGUUUACACAAGUAGCAGAUUGUAUUUGGGAGAUACUUUUUUGUCACUAAAAAGCUCUGGAGCCUUUAGUGACUGCAAUUGCUUAUCUUGCCUCUCUAUUCUAUUAAAAGUAUCUAGCACAUGUUUGACUUCUCCUACAGAAACUUUGCUUCAUGUCCUUCACAGAGACAUGCCCUUUCUGAAAAAUUACUAAGAGAAGGGAAGGCUUAAGCUUAUGUUCAACAGUGAUGGACAGAUUGAGGGGAGAGACUCAUUCUGAGAUGCAUGAUGCAUCAGUUUCAGGAGAAGGAGAGAAGCCAACCAAGUUCAAGAAGAAAGUCAAAGGAGAACGGAAACAGCAGAAAAGAUUUAAGGAAGGUAACAUGCAUCUUGCUACCUUCUCGAUCUGAUAUUUCCAUACAAAAAACUAUGCCAAAUAGGGCUUAACUUUUGUGAACUGCAAGGAAGCAUCAAGGUUGGAGAAAGGAAGUUCGAGAAAGAACCAGGGAAGGAAGACGAGGAAAAAUGACGGUUUUAGAAAACAAUAAUCUUUCAGUUAUUGUCUUCAAGGCUAGAAUGAAGAUCCAAAAUGGCUAUAAAUCAAUGAUAGCAGUCGAGACAUAUUUCCAAUUUGGGCUCAACCACGUAUACUGUAGGAAAAAGAAAAAUUGUAGACACAGGAAAAGCAGUUUUCAUACAUGGUUUUUAUUUCCUUGUCAACGCAAACAAGUUUUGUAAUAUGAUCCUCCCAGGCUA